Molecule: messenger RNA, 2913 nt
Organism: Saimiri boliviensis boliviensis (Bolivian squirrel monkey)
Lineage: Eukaryota; Metazoa; Chordata; Mammalia; Primates; Cebidae
Biological process (GO): regulation of transcription by RNA polymerase II
Cellular component (GO): nucleus
Molecular function (GO): RNA polymerase II transcription regulatory region sequence-specific DNA binding; DNA-binding transcription factor activity, RNA polymerase II-specific
Source: RefSeq, a predicted model, not a curated record
CUCAGAAGAGAUAGGUGGCAUUUUGGAAACUACAUUACCCAGACUGCAAAGCGCUAAACGGCGGCGGAGUUGAGCCAAUGACCAGGAUAGGGGCACUUUCGUGCUUUAGUACACGACGGAGCGAAACUUCCGGUGUCUUCCUCGUGGCGGUCCUUUUGGCUGCUUUCCUGUCGUUCACCUCCGUAGAACGUCCGCAGCGGGGGUAGAGGAUGAGGUACAUGACAGAGAAGGCGCGGAAAUAAGUCUGAGGCUCGGCGACGCCACGCCGGGUGAGCUGUGCCAAGCCCAGGAUAGGGACCGCUGUGUUGGAAUGCCUGCCCCGUUCGCCCGCCGCUCCCCGCCUGGUCGACAGAACUCAAUGGCGGCAUUCACGCUGAGGGACCCGGCUCGGGGUAUAACCUUUGAGGAUGUGGCCAUUUAUUUCUCCCAAGAAGAGUGGGAGCUCCUUGAUGAGGCUCAGAGGUUCCUGUACUGCGAUGUGAUGCUGGAGAACUUUGCACAUGUAACCUCCCUGGGUUAUUGCCAUGGGACAGACAAUGAGGCGAUAGCUUCUGAGCAGAGUGUAUCUGUAGGAGGAAAGUUACAGGUCAGGACUUCUAAGAGGGAUACACCCACCCAGAAAACUCACCUCAGUGAGGUUAAGGUGUGUGUCCCAGUCUUGAAAGACAUUUUGCCUGAGGCUGAGCACCAAACCACUUCGCCUGUGCAAAAGUCGUACUUGGGUGGCACAGCUGUGAGAGGCUUCUGUUUCAGUGCUGACCUUCGCCGGCACCAAAAGCAUAACAAUGAAGAAGAACCCUGGAAAAGGAAUGUGGAUGGGGCUACAUUUGUGACAGGCUGCAGAUUCCAUGUGUUGAAUUAUUUUACCUGUGGGGAGGACUUGCCAGCCUCCAUGGACCUUCUCCAACACCAAGCCACUCCUAGUGGUGAGGAGCCACACAGUAGCAGCAGCAAGCAUAUACAGGCAUUUUAUGGGGCAAAAAGUUGUUACCAGUGGGGUGAAUGCAAAAAAGCUUCAAGCCACAAACACACACUUGUUCAGCCUCAGAGUGUCUGCUCUGAAGAAGGGCUUUAUGAGUGUAGCAAAUGUGAGAAAGCCUUCACCUGCAAGAACACACUUGUUCAGCACGAACAAAUUCACACUGGACCAAAGACAUUUGAGUGUAAUGAAUGUGGGGAAUCCUUUAGCAAAAAGUGCCACCUAAACUUGCCUAAGAUAGUUCACACUGGAGAAGGGCCUUAUGAAUGCAGCAAUCAUGUGAAAGCCUUUAUCCAUAAAUCUGAAUUUAUUAACCACCAGAGACGUCACACCGGAGGAGUGCGUUAUGAGUGUGGUGAAUGUAGGAAAACGUUUAGCUACAAAUCUAACCUCAUUGAACACCAGAGAGUUCACACUGGAGAAAGACCUUAUGAAUGUGGUGAGUGCGGGAAAUCCUUUAGACAAAGCUCUAGCCUUUUCCGACACCAGAGAGUUCACUCUGGAGAAAGGCCUUAUCAGUGCUGUGAAUGUGGGAAAUCCUUUAGACAAAUCUUCAAUCUCAUUCGACACAGAAGAGUUCACACUGGAGAAAUGCCUUAUCAGUGCAGUGAUUGUGGGAAAGCUUUUAGCUGCAAAUCAGAACUCAUUCAACACCAGAGAAUUCACAGUGGAGAAAGACCUUAUGAGUGCCGCGAAUGUGGGAAAUCCUUUAGGCAAUUCUCUAACCUUAUUCGACACCGCAGCAUUCACACUGGUGAUAGGCCUUAUGAGUGCAGUGAAUGUGAGAAAUCAUUUAGCCGCAAAUUUAUUCUGAUUCAACACCAAAGAGUUCACACUGGAGAAAGGCCUUAUGAAUGCAAUGAAUGUGGAAAAUCUUUUACCCGCAAAUCUGACCUCAUUCAACACAGGAGGAUUCAUACUGGCACAAGACCUUAUGAGUGCAGUGAAUGCGGCAAAUCUUUCAGACAGCGCUCUGGCCUGAUUCAGCACCGAAGACUUCAUACUGGAGAAAGGCCUUAUGAGUGUAGUGAAUGUGGAAAGUCCUUUAGCCAAAGUGCUAGCCUCAUUCAACACCAGAGGGUUCACACUGGAGAAAGACCUUAUGGAUGUAGCGAAUGUGGGAAGUCCUUUAGCCAGAGCUCUAGCCUCAUUCAGCACCAGAGAGGUCACACUGGAGAAAGACCUUAUGAGUGCAGUGAAUGUAGGAAACCCUUUACCCACAAAUCUGACCUUAUUCAGCACCAAAGAGUUCACACUGGAGAAAGGCCUUAUGAAUGCAGUGAAUGUGAGAAAUCCUUUAGCCGCAAAUCUAACCUCAUUCGACAUCAGAAAGUUCACACUGAAGAAAGGCCUUAAAUGUCAAGGGAAGGUGCUAUUUCUUUAUUCAGUAUAAUAGCACUGGAGGAGACUGGGAGCCAUCCUCCUAAAUUUAAACUUUGAUCAUCUACAAUGGGGGAUUCUGUGUAAGCUUCAGGUAUGUGGGAAGCUUUGAGGUGGUUCAUUGUAAUUUGUAAUCUGCGCAGGGCCAUAGCCUGAUUGAUGUCACUGCCUAUUUCUGAGACUGAAGCCAUUUCACCUCUGCCACCUGGCAGGUGCACGUCAUGUGCAUGAGUCAGUGCCCUACAGUGCUCAAGGAAGCAAACCUCUGUAUUCUCCCAUUUGCUUGGGGAAAUUAUUAAUAGGUCAAGCAAGUAGGGGGUCCUCAUGUCCUUUCUCUGACUUUAGAGUAUAGACCUGUCCCAUUUUUGGUCUAGAGGAGUCAAUGUGAGUUGCGCUGUCUGCAUUCUAAGAAGGAUUACUUUUUUUAGGGACGCUGUUCUUUUCACAUGAUGCUUGUAAUGAAUUUUUCCAUCUUCUGAUUCACCAAUUUGGAAACUACUUGGUGUACAUUGCUCUGAUUUAUAAUCUUUUUGUAAAGGUUGUAAAAAGGCCAG